Messenger RNA from Copidosoma floridanum, 5434 nucleotides. It is a transcript of the gene Cip4, whose product is annotated as formin-binding protein 1-like Cip4. The record is from RefSeq and is a predicted model, not a curated record. Gene Ontology annotation, biological process: signal transduction. Lineage: Eukaryota; Metazoa; Arthropoda; Insecta; Hymenoptera; Encyrtidae. Gene Ontology annotation, molecular function: protein binding.
UCGGGCGGGGCAUAGGUACUGAGCCGAAUAGAGUUAGUAAUACGCCACUCACACACCUAAAGUAUUUAGAUAACGAUACACAGAGAGAGCAUGAAACUAUGCAAUAGUGGGUGGUGCGUGCGAGAGAGACAAAUAGGCAAUCACAAAACGUAAAAUUUUCCUCACUAGGUAUAGCCAAGCGCAGUAGUGUAGUUUGUGUAGUGCAAAAUAGGGUCUACCUCACCAUAUAUAUACAUAUAUACGUAUAUACGUAUAUACGCUAUAUCAGUAUACACGUUGCAAGUUGCAAGUUACAAGUGAGUGAGUAAGCGAGAAAGGUGAACCGCAGGCUGUUUACCGUCGUCGUCAUCGUCGUGGUUCAUCUGCUACCAAUUAUACCUACUGUUUUGCUUGGUUAACAAAUGUCAAAAAGGAGACUCGCGGCUAAGUACGGUUUGUCCGUUUUGUGAUGGUUGAAUUUCAUUAAAAAAAAAGAAUCCGUAACAUAACGUACGAUUUUGUUAUUUUUUGUUGUGUGUCUGUGCUGUACAAGUACGUUCGUUGUGAAGUGCUGUGCUGUGCUGCGUGAGUAACUGAGCAGUGAGCUCAAGAGUAAUCAAGAUAUAUAUGUAUAUACAUGUAGGUGUGCAAGAAGGUGUAUAGAGUGAUAUAGGACAUAGGUACAAGUUGUACGUAUAUGUACACGGCUACGUGCGUGUUAAGUGUGUGUGCGAGCCAGUGAGCUGGUCAUCUGAGAUUUGAGCUGAGCUCGUGAGCCGGCCUGGAUAUGUAUUGUUUUUUAUCCUUGCUCUUAUUUUAAUCUCAAUACUUUUCCGCUGUGGUGUAUGGUGUUAUACUUAAAUACGUCGAGUUUUGUGUGUCGCGUCGUGCGUGUUUUUUGUACUCCUAUACUCAACCUAUCUACCUACCUAUUCGCUUUCAUAUUGUUCGCCACACUAGCUGUCUCGGACGCUGUUCCGAACAACGCUCAUUAAUUUGCCUUUUUCGUCGCAAGUAAACCUAUUCACGAUCCAAAAGUUAUGUUAAAGGGGUGGCUUAUUGUCUGCUAAGCAACGAUCCAACACUAAAAGAAUACAACCAGGGCGUCCAGAUUAUACCUACUCAACAAAAGCAAACGAGCUACACAUUCAACUUAUUCAAGGAAAAAUACACAAGAGAAGCAUUGGUACAGUGGUGGCAGUAGACUAUAGUUAGUACAGCAGCCGCAAGUGUCAGUGGACACUUGAGCAGCCGCAGCAGCCCUGGCUACAUGUGAAAGUGUCGUUGCGCGAAGCAGCAGCUCCGCUGCCGAGGAGGCCGCCAAGACGACUUACGACAUUCCAAGCAGCACCGACUUCGGUCGGCCCCAAGCAUCAGACAUGAGCUGGGGAACCGAACUUUGGGACCAGUUUGAAAAUUUAUCCCUUCAUACGCAAAAAGGGAUCGAUUUUUUGGAGAGAUAUGGACACUUUAUUCGUGACCGCUGCACGAUCGAAGAGGAGUACGCAACGAAAUUACGGAAUUUGGUUAAGCGCUAUCAGCCAAAAAAGAAGGAGGAGGAAGACAACCAGUACAGCCCGUGCCGAGCUUUCAAAAAGGAGUUGAACGAAGUGAACGACCAGGCGGGCCAGCGCGAGAUCAUUUCAGAGAACCUCCAGGCGAAUGUGCUGCGCGAGCUCAACUUGCUCAUCAAAGAGUUCAAGGAGGACCGCAAAAAGUACCUGCAGGAGGGCGUCCGGCUGCGCACGAGUCUCGCCACCCAGAUCGGCAACCUCGAGCGCGCCAGGAAAGCUUACGAAAAGGCCUUCCGCGAGGCGGAGCGCGCCUCGGAAAAUUACCAGAAGGCCGACGCUGACUACGACCUCUCGCGGGCGGAGGUUGAAAAACAAAGAAUGAACAUGACUAUAAAGACGCAACAGAGCGAGGAGGCCAAGACGGAGUACGCAAAACAGCUGCAGACAACCAACGAAAUGCAAGUCCUCCAUUACCAUACGGCCAUGCCAGAAGUGUUCCAACACCUGCAGGAGCUGGACGAAAAGCGAAUAAAAAAUACGAGGAACUACAUGCUCAAGUCGGUGGAGAUAGAGCGAUCGGUUGCACCGAUCAUAGCCCAGUGCCUCGAGGGCAUCGAGAAGGCCGCGAACGAGAUCAACGAGAAGGAGGACACGCUCCUGGUGAUCGAGCGGUACAAGAGCGGCUUCACGCCUCCCGGUGAUUUUCCCUUCGAGGACCUUUCCGCGGCCAAGAUGCAGAUCGACGGCGGCAACAGCCGGCAGGCCCAGCCUACCAUGCAGCCCAUACACAAUCACCUUACGGUCAAGGGCACCGUCUCUGGUGGCAAAAUGAAAAAGCGCGUCGGCAUUUUUGGUAUUUUCAGCAGCAACAAGAAGUUGAUCGAGGUGUGCAUAGCUUUAAAGGUCUGUUUUCUACAAUACGCAUAUUCCACGAAUAGCCCGGAGUCUGGUCUUGGAGCCUCGAGGACGUCCCUGCCAGGUAGCACCGGCGAGGAAUACUACGUUGACGAAGUCGACGCCCAGCCUCCGCUCGGUACCUGCAAGGCUCUCUACCCAUUCGAUGCUACUAGUGAAGGAUCAAUACCAAUGUACGACGGCGAAGAACUUUAUAUGAUUGAAUUGGACCAAGGCGAUGGAUGGACGCGAGUCCGUCGGAUUUCGCAACCAAUUGAGGGUUUUGUACCCACAUCAUACAUAGAAUGUCAUUUAUACAAUACAUAGUUGGAGCAAUACAAACUUUUACUUGAAGAAAAAAUUCCAAAAUUGUGCGAAACGUAAUAGAUCUAGACGUCUAUAAAAAAUUUACGUCGAUUUAGGCUUGAGCUGGGAUUUUCAGUCCCAUGUGAGUGUUUAAACUCAAUGUGGAGAAAAACUUAGUUCUGCAGUUGUCUUCAAGUCGUUUUCAAUAUUGAUUGAGUUCAAAGCAAAAUGCGACUCUAAAUUCCAACUUUAUCAUACAAGAUGAUAUCUGCCUGUCUCAUCUUUCAUGGAUCAUAUAUUUAUCGGUCGAAAAAAAAACAUAAAUGUAUAUUUUCAAACAACCAUAGAGCUUUAAAAUCAAGUUUGAAUGAAAAGUAAUACUAAUUCAUGACAGAUUUUACUGUAUCGAGUGUACGUAUGUAUACAUAAAUGUUACACUAGAAACGUAAAUAGGGCAACGUAACUUGUUCCUUCGUGGAACUUGAAUCAUAUAGGUUGUCAUUUAAAUACGUGAAAUACAGGCAUUACUUUGUGUGAUUCCUUUAAUCUUAUUAUUUUGUACGUCUAUCGAAUUAGGUGCAAUUUUUUCUUUUAUGCAUGUAGAUGUAAGAAACAAUGCUAAACAGCCAUAGAAGAAUUUUUUGUUGGGAGAAAAAGCGAGAAUGUAUACUGUAAAAGUUACUAAUGAGUAUUUCCUGCCCUUUUUUUGCAAUAUGUUUCUCGUAAUUAACAUUAGAGUAUCGAAAAUCGUCUUAUUCUUAAAAAUUUGUAAUCUUUAAAAACGCGUGAUUAUCCGAUUUGAUUAAGUAUAUAGAUUAUUCAAUAAAACAAAAGUACGAUGACGUCGAAUGAUUUCGAGUCAUAAAAUGAAACUCAUCCAAUUGCCGGAUGAUAUAUUACUUUAUAAGAUUAUAGACAAAGUUCUGGAUAGGAAAAAAAAUGUAGAUUCAGUACUGUAUGCGUAUAUACGUUGUUAUUUUAUUUUAGAAACACUUUUGGCGUGAAAGAGCCUAGAAUAAGUCGCUAAAACGUUGCUUUAUAAACAAAGGCAUAGCUCAAUCGUUACAAAAGGCAUAUUGAUAACAAAACUACUUAUUCACAUGUAAAUAUAUAUACAUAUACUAUUAAUAUCGGCGUGAGUGACAAAAAAAAAAUAAACAAUUAUGAAAGCGUGAAAGUGCCAGAAUCGGAGUCUCGCGUUAAUUACGAGUUCUCCUGGCCCGUCGGCAAACGCACGAUAUGUGCUUGUCCCAUAUUUUUGUUGAUUUAUUUUUUCCAACUAAGUAUUAACGACAAUGGCACGAUCCCUCUUAGAACACAGCGCAAUGCUAGUCAAAGAAAAUGAGUGUCGAGAUUUAAAUGGUUUAAUUUACCAUGAGUUGCAAGCCGGAUGUACUCGGAAAUCGUGACUCGGUAAAUGCCAACAGAAUUUUAUGAGAUUGCACAGGGUAAAUUCAGACUUUUGAAAAGAAUUUUUUCUAUUGUUAUUUUUUUCGAUUAUAUUUAACUGUAAAAAUUUUUUGUUACUGCCAUUAUACUGAAAUUAGAUGUAAAGAUACAAAACAAAGAUUUUCAAUCAAGUUUCUACUGUAGAUAAGAGUAUUUUGUAUGUAACAUUGCACAGUAGUUAAAUAGUGAAACGUAAUAGGCAAUUUUACAGGCUCCUGAAUAAAUUAUUAUGACAAAUUUGAAGGAAACUUGAUAUUUAGUUAGAAAAUUAAUUUUAUGAAUUUGAGGAAAAAAAAUUUAGUUCGAACUAUACUAACUCGUUUUUUGAGGAAACUCGUAAUUUCGUGGGAAUAUAUUAGAUACGUCCUAGAUCCGAUUAUGGAAUAAGCAAAUUAUAUAUGCACCUGAAAGUUGCGUAUAUUCAAUGUAUAUAUGUUCGAUCGUUACUAGUUUUCCAUAAGAAAAAACAGAUUCAGCAAGAUUAGUCGAUAGAGCAGCGAGACAAACAAAUGCUACUGCAUGAAUGAAGAUGAUGAUUUUCUUAUCAGAGUAUUCUAUUCAUUUUUUUUAUCCAAUUUGUUUACUAAAUUUGUAUUUUAUGUAUGCAUAUAAAAACAGCGUUUUUUUUAGUUACUUGUAGUUAUAUACUUUAAGACUUGUAAUUUAUUGUCGAAAUCGAGAGAGAAAGUAGCAAUAUGUAGCAAGUGUAUGACAAUGAGUCACGAAAUUUAUUAAGCAAGUAAAGAACAUACGGCAAAGCCUGGAUCGAAUAAGAUUUAAUUAAUAAUCGACAUGUUAAUUGCGUUGGCUUUUUGUCUAUUUGUGAUUUUUUUUACUAGCUAUCAUUGCAAUCGGCUGCAUUGACGAUAUUCAUUAACAAACAUUAUGAAUAAUGCUCAAAUGAAGCAUAAAUAUUAAGCCAAUAUUACUCUAAUGUAUACUUUAAAUAAUCAAGUAAGCGUAUGCGAGUCGUGCGACUUUCUCGACUUUUUACCUACCUUAUUGGGGGAAAAAAAAUUCCAUCAUUUUGAUAAAUGACAAAAUCGCUUUAAAAAAUUUGCAAAGCGCUUCGAACCUGAUAUAAUGUCAAUUUUUUUUUUACAUUUGACUAUUUAAAUGCUUUUGCAAGGAUAUGUACUUUCGUUUUUUCAUGAAAUUCGAAUUGAAUGAGACAUACAUUUAUAUAUCCUCGUCAAUUUUUCUAAUAACUGUACAAAGCUUGUGUAUUAAUUUUAUUGUGUAUAAUAAAUGAAGGUUGUGAGCAUUAAGCACCACAAUCGAAAGAAAAGAAA